UUGUGUUUGCAAACCCUUGUGUGUUCCGUUGUGUGAGAUAGAAUAGAAGAGUCUGGAACUUGUCAUCUGAUCUGAGUUCUCUCCUCUUCCUCUACCCUUCCCCUCCUGCAAUUAACCAAGCGAUCUCUCUCUUUUGUUUUCUCUAGUUAACAGCAGCAACUACUAGUUAGUUCAUUCCAAAAUCAAACACCAUGAAACGCCCAACCGAUGACGUGGCCGCAACCCUACCCAAGCCAAAGUUCCUCACUAAAGCUGAGCGCGAGGAAUUGGCCCUAAAACGCCGUCAGGAUCAAAUCGCCGACCAGAGGCGCCGCCAUCAACAGAUCCUCUCCGAUUCCAAUCCCCCCUCCGCCGACCCCAACCGCCGCGACCGCGAUAGGGAUAGGGAUAGGGACCGUGACCGUGACCGUGAAAGGGACCGCGAGAGGGACAGGGACAGAGACCGCGAACGGCGAAACCGAGAGAGGGAGCGCGACGAGGAGAACAAGGCCAGGGAGCGUGCUCGCUUGGAGAAACUGGCGGAGCGGGAGCGUGAGAAGGAGCUGGAUGCGAUCAAGGAGCAGUACCUCGGGUCGAAGAAGCCUAAGAAGCGUGUUAUCAAGCCCAGUGAGAAGUUCCGCUUCUCCUUCGAUUGGGAGAACACGGAGGACACCUCGCGUGACAUGAAUGCCCUCUACCAGAACCCUCACGAGGCUCAGCUUCUCUUCGGCCGUGGCUUCCGCGCCGGGAUGGACCGCCGCGAGCAGAAGAAGCUUGCUGCCAAGAAUGAGAAGGAUAUGCGGGAUCAAAUCCGGAAGAAGGACGGCAUUGAGGAGAAGCCGGAGGAGGCGGACGCUCAGCGCCGGAAGGAGGAGGCUGCUGAUAUGUAUGACACGUUUGACAUGAGGGUGGACCGCCACUGGAGUGAGAAGAAGCUGGAGGAGAUGACGGAGAGGGAUUGGCGUAUCUUCAGGGAGGACUUCAACAUCUCCUACAAGGGUUCCAAGAUCCCUCGCCCUAUGCGGAGCUGGGAUGAGAGUAGGUUGAGCCAGGAGCUCUUGAAGUCUGUUGAGAAGGCUGGUUACAAGACCCCUUCUCCUAUUCAGAUGGCUGCUAUUCCACUUGGUCUUCAGCAGCGUGAUGUCAUUGGAGUUGCCGAAACCGGUUCUGGGAAAACCGCCGCUUUCGUUCUUCCCAUGUUGAGUUACAUCACCAGGCUUCCACCCAUUAGUGAGGAGAAUGAAGCUGAGGGUCCGUAUGCUGUUGUCAUGGCACCUACUCGUGAGCUUGCUCAGCAGAUUGAGGAUGAGACUGUUAAGUUUGCUCAGUAUCUCGGCAUCAAAGUGGUGUCUAUUGUUGGUGGACAGUCCAUUGAGGAGCAAGGGUUUAAGAUAAGGCAGGGCUGUGAGAUUGUGAUUGCAACCCCUGGUCGUUUGAUUGAUUGCUUGGAGCGGCGCUAUGCUGUUCUGAAUCAAUGUAAUUAUGUUGUCCUUGAUGAGGCUGACCGCAUGAUUGAUAUGGGGUUUGAGCCCCAGGUUAUGGGGGUGCUGGAUGCCAUGCCUUCCAGUAAUCUGAAACCUGAGAAUGAAGAUGAGGAGCUUGACGAGAAGAAGAUUUACAGGACCACUUACAUGUUUAGCGCCACCAUGCCGCCUGCAGUGGAGAGGCUUGCCAGGAAGUAUUUGAGGAACCCUGUUGUGGUGACCAUAGGCACUGCUGGAAAAGCAACCGAGUUGAUCAGCCAGUAUGUGAUGAUGGUGAAGGAACCUGAGAAGUUUCAUAAGCUCCAGAGGUUGCUUGAUGAGCUCAAUGACAAGACAGCAAUUGUUUUUGUCAACACCAAGAAGAAUGCUGAUACGGUUGCCAAGAAUUUGGAUAAGGACGGAUACCGUGUGACCACUUUACAUGGAGGGAAAUCGCAGGAGCAGAGGGAGAUUAGUCUUGAGGGAUUUAGAACCAAGAGAUACAAUGUUCUUGUUGCCACUGAUGUUGCUGGACGUGGUAUUGACAUACCUGAUGUGGCUCAUGUCAUCAACUAUGAUAUGCCUGGGAAUAUUGAAAUGUACACCCAUCGUAUUGGGCGUACUGGCCGUGCAGGGAAGACGGGUGUCGCCACUACAUUCCUGACUCUUCAUGACACUGAUGUUUUUUAUGACCUCAAACAGAUGCUCAUUCAAAGUAAUAGUCCUGUUCCACCUGAAUUGGCAAGGCAUGAAGCUUCAAAAUUCAAGCCGGGAAGUAUUCCCGAUAGACCACCUAGGCGAAAUGAUACUGUAUUUGCGCAUUAGCUAUCUUCUUUGGAGGUAGACACUUACUUUGAGGGUAAUAUCCAGUUUUCUGGGGUAGAACAUCUUGCCUGUGAUGAUGCUUAGCAGCGAUUUACUUUUUGCGGUUAUAUUUUUAGUCUUGUAUAAAGCUCAAUUAAAACACUUUCCUGGCAUCAUUGUAGUUGCUUUUGCUCUGCUUAUUUGGAGCAACUAUCCUGCAUAAUAUUUCCAACAGGAAUUGAUAGGUUUUUUAUGAGAAUAUUUUGACAUUUGGCUAUAAUAUUUGUUGUCAUCUUGUGCUACAA
This is a messenger RNA of Lotus japonicus, 2551 nucleotides long. Its product is annotated as DEAD-box ATP-dependent RNA helicase 21. The transcript has a single exon. Gene Ontology annotation, biological process: mRNA splicing, via spliceosome. Gene Ontology annotation, molecular function: RNA binding; RNA helicase activity; ATP binding. The record is from RefSeq and is a predicted model, not a curated record. Gene Ontology annotation, cellular component: catalytic step 2 spliceosome. NCBI's taxonomy places the organism in Eukaryota, Viridiplantae, Streptophyta, Magnoliopsida, Fabales, Fabaceae. Bases 192 to 2267 code for a protein of 691 amino acids.